AUGAAUGAUGAAGAUAUUCUCUAUUGGUUUGAAACCUUUCAUCGCGAUUGCCCGGAUGGUUUCCUAACUCAACAAGUCUUCAUUCAAUUCUAUAAACAAGCAUUCCAUGAUGGUGAUCCCACGAAGUUUUGCAAACGUAUAUUUCAUAUUUUUGAUCGCGAUAAAUCAGGCAGGAGUUGUUCCUCUCUGGAUCGAUUUUACAAAUUGAUCUUUACUUCUGCAGGUACAAUAGACUUUAUGGAAUUCUUAUUAGCGAUAGACCUGUUCGAGAAUGGGAGCUUAUACGAGAAGCUUUACUAUGCAUUUCAGUUGUACGAUUUGGAUGGUAAUGGGAUACUGACACGAACUGAAAUAGUACGAUUAAUUAAAAUGAUUCUGUCGGUACGUGGAGAAACGACAAAUGAUCAAACAAAGCAAACAAUCCGAGCACAUUUGAAUGCAUUUUUAAAACAUUUUGACGUGAAUACUGAUGAGAAAAUAAGUCUAGAAAAAUUUUGCAUCAUAUGUGAAAAAGACGAAGUUUUGAAAAAUUUUCUUUCAGUUGCAUUUGCAAUUUAG
Adineta ricciae is the source of this 558-nucleotide messenger RNA. The record is from the annotation of a GenBank genome assembly. Lineage: Eukaryota; Metazoa; Rotifera; Eurotatoria; Adinetida; Adinetidae.